GGUCUGAGACUCUGAGCUAAAGAGGAGUUGGUACUGUCUAAUUGUAUUUCUAGCUUGCAGGUAUAGCAAAGGAACAGUUGAACAAGAGCAUUGUGACGCAGGAGCAGCUCAUCUAACCCACAAGUUCUCUCCUACAUGUAUCAGCAGUGCCUGAGAUCUGCAACAACACAAACUUCGUGUCCAAACCAAAUAUCUCAAAUGGAGGGGGAGUUUGAACUGCCCGAAUUCAACUCUCGGGAACGCGUCAAGCAGCAGAUUUCAGUCCCGUUUCUCUGGGAGGUGAAACCUGGCGCACCAAAAAGGGACUGGGUCAUUUCCAAUCCAGUACCAUCAGUGUUUGCAUGUCCAUCCCCGACCCCGACAAAGCUUGUUGUGAGCGUGCCAUUCCAGUGGGAAGAAAAGCCUGGGAAGCCUCUACAAGAAGCAUCUCCCUUUCAUGUUCUCCCUGAUCAUGCUCCCUUUUCAGCAUCGUCUUGCUCACUGAACCCUUUUGUGGUCGAAGGCGAGGAGGAAUACUCGCUUGGUUUUGAUCUGGAAGCAUUUAGUUUUCCAGACAAUAACGACACUUCUGGUGCUGCAGCAUGGAUAGGAGGUGGCUCCAACCGCGGUGACGCUUGGUACUCAUUUUCAGAUUCAGAAGAUUACAGCAACUCCAGUGGUGAUACGUCAGCUCAAGCGUUUCAGUUUCCCCGGGCACCUUCAGAGAAAAGCUGGGAGGUAGCCAAUGACGAUGAUCAGCUGACCAAUCCUUGGAGCCCUCCGAGGAGCACGGUGACGACACUGGAGGAGCUUAUGAUGCUGAGCCGGAAAUUGAGGUGCGGACAAAUGUUACCAGCUGAUAUCAGGAAGAAGAGCCUCUCCUCAGUGGAGCUCAUCAAGAAGUUUUUAAUCGUGUGUUCUUAGCUACACGGCUCCGGGGUUGCUGCACAUGUGCGAACGGUACCCACGAGCAUGUGAGCCCAUAAUGGAGGAAGCUCAAAGUGGCGUGUUUCCAGCUAGGAAGUCUAGCUGACAACGACCCGUAUUUCGUUUGGCAAGCGGCUCAGGUGUGAGCGCUGCCACCCGGUUAGAUCCGUAGGAUCGGACUCGGGCCUUACCGGGGCUUGCCCCCACUAUACUAGUACACACGUGUGCAUAUUCAGUGAUAUCUUUCUAAUUGUUUCUUAACGUAUGUAUGGAUGCACAUGUGUAUGUAUGUGAUAUGAAUAUGAAGUACGUGGACAGUGUGUAUCUUCUAUGUAACCUAAAAAACUAAGUAGUCUAGCUUGUGGGUGAAUGAUGCACUAUUCUGUUGCCAAAAUCUGGGUCUCUUUUGCAUAGUGUUUAAGAGCG
Messenger RNA from Phragmites australis (common reed), 1332 nucleotides. RefSeq lists its product as uncharacterized. The transcript has 2 exons. NCBI's taxonomy places the organism in Eukaryota, Viridiplantae, Streptophyta, Magnoliopsida, Poales, Poaceae. The record is from RefSeq and is a predicted model, not a curated record. The coding region runs from base 136 to 903 and encodes 255 amino acids.